Molecule: messenger RNA, 1379 nt
Organism: Scaptodrosophila lebanonensis
Lineage: Eukaryota; Metazoa; Arthropoda; Insecta; Diptera; Drosophilidae
Product: chitinase domain-containing protein 1
Exons: 5
Coding region: 60-1262 (400 amino acids)
Biological process (GO): carbohydrate metabolic process
Cellular component (GO): extracellular region
Molecular function (GO): oligosaccharide binding; chitin binding
Source: RefSeq, a predicted model, not a curated record
AAAAUAUAUUAUUAAGCCGGUACUAGCUGCGAUUGAAUGGUUGUGCCGUUUAUUCGACAAUGCCAAAUUUCAAAACACUUGCAAUAUUUUUAUUUAUGUGUCUUUCGUGCUGCAGAAUUAGCUUGAGCACAAUAUCACCAAAUAGUAAAGGAAAGCAAAAGGAAAUUAAAUUACUAAGCGGUCCGCAAGAUAAGGAUGUAUUCGAGUUGAAAUUAAUAUCAGAAGAACCGCUAGCUACUGACAUAAUUGUGCAUAAUGAAGCUUAUUACAAGGACACUAAGAUACGCCGAUUUAAUGGAACCGCGCUCGGCUAUGUCACACCGUGGAACUCGCACGGCUAUGAUAUUGCGAAAAUAUUUGCGAAAAAAUUUGACAUAAUCUCUCCAGUUUGGCUUCAAAUAGUAAAGAAGAAGAACAACUACACACUGGCGGGUACACAUGAUGUGGAUGCAAGUUGGUUAAGUGAUGUGAGACGUAAGGGAAAGGUACAGAUGCCUCAACAACGCGCUGUUAAAAUUUUCCCACGUGUCAUAUUUGAUUAUUUCACUGACAGCGAUAUAAAGUUGUUGCUGAGCGAUGCGCAGGAGCGUUCGAAGUUAAACAACGAGCUCAUAAGGGGCUGCCAGGAGUAUGGAUUUGAUGGGGUAGUCCUAGAAGUUUGGUCUCAAUUGGCUGGCAGGAUUGACGAUAAUUACCUUUAUGCUUUGGUCCUACAAAUGGCCAAGGAUUUGGAAAAACAAAGACUGCAACUUAUAUUGGUUAUACCACCCUAUCGCAAGGAAAUGCCAAAUCUAUUUGGCGAAAAGCACAUGGAGAGAUUGUAUAAACACAUUUAUGCAUUCUCGCUCAUGACUUAUGACUAUUCUAAUUUCCAAAGACCGGGUGCGAAUUCUCCACUAUAUUGGGCGCGUCGGGCAAUUGAAUUAAUUGCUCCAGAUGGUUGUCAUGAUGUGGAAGAAAAACGUAGAAAGAUUUUGAUGGGCCUAAAUAUGUACGGUAAUGAUUAUACACCAGACGGCGGUACUCCAAUAACAUAUUCAAAAUAUCUUGAGUUGAUAAGGCAUGUUAAAAAACAUCUUACAUACGAUGAACGUGACGUUGAAAAUUUCUUUGAAGUGAAAACCCAAACUGGACGCCACAUUGUUUUCUAUCCAACGCUACAUUCCAUUCACGAACGCAUUAAACUGGCACAGGAACUAGGUGUAGGUGUGUCCUUAUGGGAACUGGGACAGGGAUUGAACUACUUUUAUGAUCUCUUUUAAAGAAAAAAUUAACAUAUUUUUAACAUAUAGUUUAAACAUAAAAUAUGGUAUAUAAUAUUGUGUAUGUUAAAAGUUGUACAUUGUAAAAUUAUAUUAAACAUAAUUAUUUUAAAUUAA